CUCUCCUCAUCUGCACCCCAAGAAAUACACCAUUAUUGAGGAGAGAAGCUAGCUCAUAGUCCCGUCCUGGUUCUCACCUGCUUCUUCGGAUGUUAAUGCAACCUACCAAUCAUUCAUCGCCCCGCCGCCUGUACUAUUCAGUCUAUUCUUGAGCCGGGAGACCCUGCGGGUCCCCGCCGGAUGGAAUGCCGCGACGCAAGGUAUCUCCCUCUAACCGUCUGCGUGCAGAAGAGGCCUGUUCCUCCUGUCGAAAAUCCCACAGGCGAUGCAAUGGCCGAUUUCCCUGUGCAUCAUGCAUCAAAAGCGGUAGGACCGAAAGCUGUCGCCCGUGCCAACCCACAGAGCGAUUUGUACGACGCUUCCAACCAAACCAGGAUGCAUCGAGCUCCACCACCCCGGGGUCGAGCCGUGCAAGGUCCCUGCCUAUCGCGGGCUCGGAUAACCCCAUUGCCUUACCCCCUCUUGAUCGCCCUGCUACACCCCGGCGACAGACAGAUGCAGUCGCAGCUCCUGGCUCUCCGGAAGCACCGCACAGGACUCAUCCGCGGAUGCUACGGAAUCGCCAAGGGGAACGAGUAUUUAUCGGCAAGGCUGCCUCGCUGUCUUUUCUACAGUUACUUCGUGACACCGUCACUCAAUAUAUUGGACCAUCGCUAUUCUCGCACAAUAUCAAAAGCGAGGAUAUGCUUGAGACGGAGACACCGCGUGAUGUUCCGUUGACAAUCGACGACGUGGAUUUAGAUCAACAAAGGGUAUUCAUUAGGACAUACCAUAUUGCAACAAGCGGGUUCAUCCAUGUCCUAACAGACUCAGAGUCAUCGGACAUACUAAAUGAGCCACCACAACCAAACAGCAACCACCCUGGAGCUAAUACGGCUCUUAGAGACAUCAUAGUUGCCAUCGGUGCUCAAUCUCGCCGGAGUAACCCGACAUCGGUCCAGGCUGAGCGUUUUUUCUUCGCACGCGGUCAGCGCAUUGCAUUUGACAACAUGCUGGAAAACCCAAGCCUGGAGCUUGUGCGAGUGUUUCUUCUCAUGUCGUUUUAUAUGCUUGGCGCCUGUCGUCGAAAUGCGGCGUUUAUGUACAUCGGCAUAGCUGUGCGUGCCGCCGCCGCAUUGGGCCUGCACGUGAGCGAUUCUCCUGAAUCUAUUCCCGCGGAUGAGAAGCGGCAGAGAACCCGUGUAUGGAUGAGUCUUUGCACUUUGGACCUUCUGGUUAGCUCAAUCCUCGGACGACCUCCCGCGACGACCGGUUUACGCCCCGAACCUGCAGGAAACCAGCCCAGCACGAGGCAGCAAGACUACCACUUAGAAGCGAGUCUAGUUGCUUCCUUCCAUAUGUCACAAAUUCUAGAUGAGAUCGUCGUGGGCCUGUAUGGCGACAAAACAGCGUCUACAGAGAGAGCCGAGUCGCUGUUGGGAAAACUCAAAGGAUGGAGUGAAAACUUACCGGAAUCGCUGCGGACGCCACCGCCUAUCGACAGCGAGCGAUUUACCGCUCAGGAGCGCAUCAUCGGUUGUCUACACACAGCAUGCUCGUACCACUUUGCCAUCAUCAUCAUCACCAGACCGUUCUUGAUAUCCGUUCUUGGCGUUCGGCUAGCCCGACUGCAACGUCCCGGGGCUGCGAUGGAUGAGGCGUUCCAGGAAGACCCUGCCCAUUCAAGGCUGGCCGCUGCCUGUGCAGAUUCAGCUCUAUACAUGAUCCAGACCUGCGUGGAGGUUCACCAGUCGGGUUUGUUACUUGGUAACAUGUGUAUUCUGAAAGCAUUUGUAUUCGCCGCCGCACUGGUCCUAGGAUUCUCCCUGUUUUCGAAAAACGGCACGGACUCGGUUCUGGACGAAGCAUUCAACGGGGCCAUUGCAAUCCUCGAGGCCCUCUCCGAGCAAUCCGCCCAAGCGGCCCAUUACUACGAAAUCCUCACCUUCCUGCAAAAUGCCAUCGAGCAGAGACGACGGCUUCUGCAACAAGAGCAGCAGAACAAGAAUCCCUAUGUCAGCAAACUCUUCAGCCUCAACCACCAGCGAAACCAGUCGGAUCCGGGUAACAUAUCAAUGACCCCUGUAAGCGGUGGCUCGGACAUGCCAACGCCAAAUGGUGUCUUAGAUAUGUGGUCAUUCAUGGACCCCGCUGAGCUGGGUAGCACGGCCCCUGGCUGGGAAGGCAUGGAAUUGCCCGUGUGGGAUAAUUUCCCAUUUGCUGCUGCUGGGCUUCAGACUCCUGAUAGGAACAUCGAUCCAAGAUUGGCGCUUUGACGAUGACGGGAGUGAUCAGUUUGUGUGAUUUUCGCUGAUGAUUGUGAUGUGCUUUAUUUUUUCUUCUUUCUGUUCUACGGAAGUUUUUCUCAUGAUACCAACAUG
Molecule: messenger RNA, 2360 nt
Organism: Aspergillus steynii IBT 23096
Lineage: Eukaryota; Fungi; Ascomycota; Eurotiomycetes; Eurotiales; Aspergillaceae
Product: Zn(II)2Cys6 transcription factor
Exons: 5
Coding region: 186-2255 (689 amino acids)
Biological process (GO): DNA-templated transcription; positive regulation of transcription from RNA polymerase II promoter by galactose
Cellular component (GO): nucleus
Molecular function (GO): DNA-binding transcription factor activity, RNA polymerase II-specific; zinc ion binding; RNA polymerase II cis-regulatory region sequence-specific DNA binding
Source: RefSeq, a predicted model, not a curated record